Molecule: messenger RNA, 1956 nt
Organism: Saccoglossus kowalevskii
Lineage: Eukaryota; Metazoa; Hemichordata; Enteropneusta; Harrimaniidae
Biological process (GO): regulation of alternative mRNA splicing, via spliceosome
Cellular component (GO): nucleus
Molecular function (GO): single-stranded RNA binding
Source: RefSeq, a predicted model, not a curated record
UACACAAAACCUGCAAUCCUCGCCUCAAAAUGGGUCCCGGUUCUGGUGAAAACAAGGACGAUAGGACGUUAUGGGUUGGAAAUUUAGAUACUAAAGUCACCGAAGACGUAUUGUAUGAGCUGUUUGUUCAGGCUGGUCCGCUAAUUGAUGUAAAGAUAGCGAAAGAUAAAGAAGGUAAUCGUCGUAAUUAUGCAUUCGUUGAAUUCAAACACGACGUCUCAAUACCAUAUACAAUACAGCUGAUGAACGGGAUUCGGGUGUACGAUCGACCACUGAAAAUACAAUGUCGGCCGAAUAGUAAGCACGAUUUUGCACAGAACAUGGGACGAAACAGUCCUCAACAACAGGACGGGUAUGGAAGUCGGCAGCAAACACCGAAUACUAGCGGCAAUGCAGGAAUUCUACCAUCACCGCAUAUGCAAAUGCAAAUGCCACCAGAACAUUCUUCGUUUCACCGAUCACAUUCUAUGCCGGCGAAUCUUUCAACGUUUGCUAGUCAGAGAUCGAUGCAGCAGCCAAGUCACUAUCAACAUCGACAACAGUACAGGUCAGAUCAGCGCCAACAUUUCCGACAACAGUUUCAAGGCUCCGCAACAGAUAUGGGUUAUCAGUCACAACAAAGAAGACCUAUGACUCCAUCACAGGUUAUCGCUAUGAAUCAACAACAAUACCGACCACCAAAUAUACCCCAGCAACCAUGGCAACCAUCCAGUCAACGAGGACAUUAUGGUUAUCGAUAAAUGAUAUAAUUUUCUGUCACAUAUUCAUUAAAUUCUUGUUUAAUUUUCUUUUUACGUUAAAUAAUUGAUUUAACAGUUUUGAUCAACACUGCCUUGCUUCAUAGUUUAUGCUUGAUUUCAACACGUCUUGGUGUUAUCUCUGUGUCCACCAUAAAUGUAAACAUGAACAAAAAAGGGUCUUCCUUUUGUCAUCUGUUUGUCAUAGCAGAAUUAAAAAAAAAAAUAAUUGUUUUUUCAAUCGAGUACAAUGUAAGAUAUAUUAUAUCUGCAUUUUGAGUUGGAUUCCAAUUUUGUGUGAUGGGCAAGCAUCAAAAAGGUUUUGAAUUUUGCACAGUUCAUGAGAAAUCUUUUUCAAAACAAUUUCUGAAAUCAGAUUUAGAAAAAGUUCAUAUACCGGCAGAGAUCUUUUUAAAUAAGGAAACAGGCACAGCGCCCUCAUGCCAUGGCCAUGCGCCCCCUUACCCUGGGGACCAGUCUUCAACUGUGACCUGUCUGAUAGUAAUUUUGGCCCCAAGGAAGCCAUAGAAUGCUCCAUUUUAAUUUAGAAUUAUCAAAAACUCCACACCCUGGUAGGGAAAACUAUCUCCGCCACUUGGUGGCGCCGCUAAAUUGCAGUGCUCUUUCUUGCAGUUUUAUAUAAUUAUUCCAGAAAAAAACCUGACCUGAUAAGACACAUAAAGUGCCUUGAGUGAUUACAACAAUAAAAAUUAUGUUUCAUUUGGUGGUUAGACUGUGACUUUCAGUACAGGCUAGCUUCAGUGCAUCAAUAUUUCAGGAUUUGUUGUCAUGCCAACACAUUUUCUCAUUUUUAUGGGAUCACAGUAAUCAGGGGGAUUGUAACUUCAAGAAACAGAGAUCUCAAAGUCAUAGAUCUCAAAGUCAUCUUUUAAUGCAGGUCCAAUGCAUACAAAUACUGUAAAAUACUUUAUUUUAGCUGGAAUUAAUUUUCGCUGAAAAGACUUUUUGGGCGUUUUGUAUGGAAUUUAUUUUUACUGAAUCAUUCCUUCAGCGAAAAUAGCGAAAAUUAAUUCCAAGCGAAAAUAAAGUAUUUUACAGUACAUUGUUUGCUUUUAAUUUUACCUAUUAAGCUACCCAUACCUUGUAUUUUCUCAUUUCAAGAUGUAUCCUCUGUAGUUAGUUCAACAGAAAAAUCAGUUACAAUGAGUUUGUUGCUGCUCUAGCUACAUCAAAACCUAGAUUCUCUUUUUAGUCUUUU